UUACUUCUUUCUGCCCGUGGACGCCGCCGAGUAAGCAUCGUUGACGUCUCCCCCCGUCCACUGCCGUCAUGUCUAAGUCAGAGUCACCCAAAGAGCCCGAACAGCUGCGGAAGCUCUUCAUCGGAGGUUUGAGCUUUGAAACAACCGAUGAGAGUCUGAGGAGCCAUUUUGAGCAGUGGGGAACGCUCACAGAUUGUGUGGUAAUGAGGGAUCCAAACACCAAACGCUCCAGAGGCUUCGGGUUUGUCACAUAUGCCACUGUGGAGGAGGUGGAUGCAGCCAUGAAUGCAAGGCCACACAAGGUGGAUGGAAGAGUGGUGGAACCAAAGAGGGCCGUCUCAAGAGAGGAUUCUCAAAGACCUGGUGCCCACUUAACUGUGAAGAAGAUUUUUGUUGGUGGCAUUAAAGAAGACACUGAGGAACAUCAUCUAAGAGAUUAUUUUGAACAGUAUGGGAAAAUUGAAGUGAUUGAAAUCAUGACUGAUCGAGGCAGUGGCAAAAAGAGAGGCUUUGCUUUUGUAACCUUUGAUGACCAUGACUCUGUAGACAAGAUUGUCAUUCAGAAAUACCACACUGCGAAUGGCCACAACUGUGAAGUAAGGAAAGCCCUAUCUCAGCAAGAGAUGGCUGGUGCUUCAUCCAGCCAAAGAGGUCGAAGUGGUUCUGGAAACUUUGGUGGUGGUCACGGAGGUGGUUUUGGUGGGAGUGACAGCUUUGGUCGUGGAGGAGACUUCAGUGGUCGAGGUGGCUUUGGUGGCAGCCACGGUGGUGGUGGCUAUGGUGGCAGUGGGGACGGCUAUAAUGGAUUUGGUAACGAUGGAAGCAAUUUUGGAAGUGGUGGAAGCUACACUUGAAGUGGUGGCAGUUACAACAAUCAAUCUUCAAAUUUUGGACCCAUGAAAGGAGGAAACUUUGGAGGCAGAAGUUCUGGCCCCUAUGGUGGUGGAGGCCAAUACUUUGCCAAACCCCGAAACCAAGGUGGCUAUGGUGGUUCCAGCAGCAGCAGUAGCUAUGGCAGUGGCAGAAGGUUUUGAUUACUGCCAGGAAACAAAGCUUAGCAGGAGAGGAGAGCCAGAGAGCUGACAGGGAAGCUACAGGUUACAACAGAUUUGUGAACUCAGCCAAGCACAGUGGUGGCAGGGCCUAGCUGCUACAAAGAAGACAUGUUUUAGACAAUACUCAUGUGUAUGGGCAAAAAAACUCGAGGACUGUAUUUGUGACUAAUUGUAUAACAGGUUAUUUUAGUUUCUGUUCUGUGGAAAGUGUAAAGCAUUCCAACAAAGGGUUUUAAUGUAGAUUUUUUUUUUUUUUUUUUUUUUGCACCCAUGCUGUUGAUUGCUAAAUGUAAUAGUCUGAUCAUGACGCUGAAUAAAUGUGUCUUUUUUUUAAA
This is a messenger RNA of Balaenoptera musculus (blue whale), 1390 nucleotides long. RefSeq names its product heterogeneous nuclear ribonucleoprotein A1-like. The record is from RefSeq and is a predicted model, not a curated record. The transcript has a single exon. Lineage: Eukaryota; Metazoa; Chordata; Mammalia; Artiodactyla; Balaenopteridae. Gene Ontology annotation, molecular function: RNA binding.